Molecule: messenger RNA, 537 nt
Organism: Racocetra fulgida
Lineage: Eukaryota; Fungi; Glomeromycota; Glomeromycetes; Diversisporales; Gigasporaceae
Source: the annotation of a GenBank genome assembly
AUGUUAAAGAAACGCAGUCAAAAAAUCAAUGAAACAGUCAAAAAAUCAAUGAAACAUAGUCAAAAAUCAAUGAAACAUAAGAAAUUACGUAAUAAACGACAUACCCCUAAGGAAACGCCAAGGACCCCACCGACCAAAGAACUUACCGAAAACUAUAAUCAGAGCUAUGACCAGAGCUAUGAACAGAGCUAUGAACAGAGCUAUGACCAGAGCUAUGAACAGAGCUAUGACCAGAGCUAUAAACAGAGCUAUAACCAGAGCUAUGACCAGAGCUAUGAACAAAGCUAUGAACAGAGCUAUAACCAGAGCUAUGAACAGAGCUAUAACCAGAGCUAUGACCAGAGCUAUGAACAAAGCUAUGAACAGAGCUAUAACCAGAGCUAUGAACAGAGCUAUAACCAGAGCUAUGACCAGAGCUAUGAACAAAGCUAUGAACAGAGCUAUGAACAGAGCUAUGACCAGAGCUAUGACCAGAGCUAUAAACAGAUCUACACUAUGAACAAAACUAUUAACAAAAACUAUGAACAAAAACUAUGA